AACAAGGGAGAUAAGUGUAAUUGAAAAUGUCAACAAUGGUGCUGUCAGAUUCCAAAACGCAGAAGAUACCAAACUGUAGAUAAAAUGAAAAUAUUUAGCACAUGUUUAUUGACAGCAAAACAUGACUUUUGUAAAAGAACAACACGUUUGGAAAUUCUGAAGAUUAUAAAAAGACAUUUGACAGUCAGUGAAACAGCAACAGCAUUGAGACCAUUCUAUUUGGCAGUACAUCCAGAUUUUUAUGGACAGUUUCCAGUAGAAAGGAAAGUAAAUGAAGAAUCCUUAAAGAAGUUACAUGAGUAUAUAACGGACCUUCAUAAAACAGGCCAAGCAAAGCCAACUGAUAUAAACUUUUAUGUAAGAGGAAAACAAGAGAAAGGGAUUUUUAAAAUAUUAAUAGACAAAUACAAGUAUGUGAAUAUGAAGUUACUGUCAGGGGAUGUCAGAUCCACUGUGACAACAGUACUGAAGUCUGUAGCUCUUCCAUUAGAUUACCUGGAUACCAUACCUCGGGGACCAGCUACCUCACAAAUUAGAUGGGAUUCAUCCUAUUACCAUUUCACUGGUAAACAAAACCCACAUGACGAGUAUUACCAGGCAACUAGUAAACUACAUACUGGUACUUUGAUCUCUUGGUUACAGAAAAAAGGACCAGAUGCCAAAAGAAAAUUGGAAUCUAGUCAAAAUAUACAGGAACAAAUAAAUGAACUUUAUGAAGAACUGAUAGAUUUUGUUGGAUUGGAAGAUAUAAAUUGGUACAGUGACUGGGAAAUCAAUCAUUAUAUGGGAUGUCUUCGGUCUUUUUCCAGAUUCUGUCAUAACCACCCAAAAGAAGUCAAGAAUAUAUUAAAAGGUAGAAGUUUGGUAUUUGGUAACAAACCUGGUGUAAGUUUAUAUGGAGAAGUUGUACUAAGCAGUGCUGAUUGUGAUACAGAUUGGAUGACAUUCUUGUCCUAUGUCCCAGCUUAUGAUGCUGUUCUAGAAAGAUUACCUUACAUGGAAAAAAGAUUAUCAGAACUUUUAGGAAAUAUUAAAAUUGAUCGUAGAAAGAAGAAACAGAUUAUGAUGGCAACAGAAUAUGAACUGAUUCUCAAUAAAAUUCUUAAUUGUUUACGUAAUUGUCAGAGAGAUGUUGAUAGAUAUUUCCAUGGAGAAGAUUUAUCUCACUUAGAACUUGUUGUAGAAGAAGGUUCAGCACCAAUGACAUUAUCAUCUACUGGAAAGUUUGUAACACCUUCCUCUAUACCUGGUAUAGUGUUGGUUAAAUUCAUAGCUGAAAACAAAGAAAAGGCCUAUAUGAUACUACAGGAUAUGGCAUUACAAGGUGGAAUGGAAAAGAUGAUUAAAAAACUUUGUAAAGAAGAGUUUCAGCUGUUAUCACUGAAGAAAGAAGAAAAUGUAUCACCUCAUAAAAUGAUUCAUUGUUGUGAGAGAUUACUGGAUGAUAAAAUCUUUCUACAGUCAGGACUAAACAAUUCUAAGUUAAAUAUAGCUCAUUACUAUGCCUUGAUGCAUGAUGGGGAAAUGACCAUACCAUGGAACUGGACUAGUGAUAUAUCAUAAAUGAUUAGUUGCAGUGAUUUUGUUUGAAUAUAAAUUUGUAUUUUUGUACCAGUCAUUUUAACUAUGUAGAAAAGAUACAUACUGAUGAUACUUUUCCCAUACCAUAGUACAGAAAUAUUUGUUUUGGUUGAUUUUGUUCAAAUAUGUAUUUGUAUUUUGUACCUGUUAUUUAAGAGUGUAGAAAAAAAUGCAUGUGUCUAUUGAAUUUAAUUUAUACUGUUAAAACACACGAAGAACACUUUAUAAAUGGUCAGAUAUUAAGAGUGUGUGCAAUAAAUUUGCGCAGUCUGUAAUCAGGGCUUCCAAAAGUGAAUAAGCCAUCAGGAAAAAAGUGUUUCAGUUUUUAACCUUUUUUACAGCUUUGGCCAAUUAAGGCAAUUAGUGAGUGUCCAUGAACAAGGAAUCCUGUCACAAAUCUUGAAACUGAUCAAGUCAUACAUGGUUAGUGAAAAUAGUCCAGAUGAAAGGAUACAAUUUGUUUAAACUUAUCUAUUCUCUUAAUCAGAAGAAAAAUAGGGCAAAGAUCUAUUUUCUUAGUCAGAAGAAAAAUAGGGCAAAGAUCUAUUUUCUUAAUCAGAAGAAAAAUAGGGCAAAGAUCUAUUUUCUUUAUCAGAAGAAAAAUAAGGCAAAGAUCUAUUUUCUUAAUCAGAAGAAAAAUAGGGCAAAGAUCAAUCAGUGAUAUUCUAAAUGUUCAUUUAUUCAAAAUUAUCCCAGAAAAUAAGACUGGAAAGCAUGUCUGAUAUUGUCAGAAUGCACUGAAAUGUUAAAUGUUUAUUGGACUUCAUGAAAAUGCAGUGUGGAAUAGCAUAAAUUGUUGCCAUAUACUAGCAGGUUAUAUAUGGCUUGCCACAAACACUUAAUGUAUAAGUUAAAAUUGUAGUUAGAGUAACCAAACCUUUUUGAUAAUUAUAUUUUCAAUGUGAAUCAACUGUUUUAAAAUUCAUUUUUUGUCUCGCCUUGACAGCGUCAAAAAGCGAGAUAUAGGUAUGCUGUAUCCAGCAUCGGUGGCGGCGGCGGCGUCAACAAGGUCUUAGUUUGUGAUUAGUUCUAAUUCAUGGUGAACCACUAUUGGUAGGUCAAUGAUAUUUGGUAUGCAGUUGUAUUAGCAUUGGCACAUCUCAUUACCAUGGUGAUUAUUUGGCCCCGCCCCCUCAGUCAAGGUCUAUUGACUUUGAAACUUUGCUUCGUUUACAUGUAUUAGGCUGUGAAUAGGUCAGUUUAUGGGGAACCACUAGUGGUAGGUCAAUGACAUUUGGUAUGCAGUUGUAUAAGCAUUGGCACAUCUCAUUUCCAUGAAGAUUAUUUGGCCCCGCCCCCUCAUUCAUGGUCUAUUGACUUUGAAACUUUUGCUUUGUUUUCAUGUAUUAGUUUGUGAUUAGGUCAGUUCAAGGGGAACCGUUAGUGGUAGGUCAAUGAUAAUUGGUAUGCAGUUGUAUAAGCAUUAGCACAUCUCAUUUCCAUGGAGAAUAUUUGGUCUCACCCCCUCAGUCAUGGUCUAUUGACUUUGAAACUUUUGCUUAGUUUACAUGUAUUAGUUUGUGAUUAGAUCAGUUUAAGAUGAACCGCUAAUGUUAAGUCAAUGAUAUUUGGUAUGCAAAUGUAUUGGCAUUGGCAAGUCUCGUUUCCAUGGAGAUUUUAUAGCCCCCACCCCCUCAUCAUGGUUCAUUGACUUUGAAACUUUUACAUAGUUUACAAGUCAAUGUUUGUGUUUAGGUUUGUUGAAAGGGAACGACUUAUGAUAAGUCUAUGGUAUUUAGUAUGCAGUUGUAUUAGCAUUGGCACACCUCAUUUCCAUGGAGAUUGUUUUGCCAUGUACCUUCAGUCAUGGUUCAUUGACUUUGAAUAUUUGUAUAACUUACAUGUUAAAGUAUUGCUAUUUUAAUUUCAACAUUUGCAUUAUCAAAAGUACAAAAAGGCAAGACAUAUCUCUGUGUUAACAGUUUAUUAUAUAAUUUGAACAUGUGCACUAACUUCAGACCUGAUAAGUAUUGAAAGUUGAUCCAAUUAUUUAAACUAUAUUCUGCUUAUGUUAAGUAGACAUAGGGCAAGGAUUCCAGGCUAGAAAUUUGUAUAAAAGGUAUAUACAUCUUAUAAUCAAACUUGUUUGAAUUAUUAUUAAUUCAAGGGUUAGCUGUGUACAAUUUAUACAUUUUUGUAUCACAAUUAGUAAUCUUCAGUGGAACAAGUUACACUAGCAUACACUUUACUUCCAUCAGUUCCAUUUUAUGAAGCUCAAAUAACAAGCAUUUUGAGAAAAAGCUAUUUUUUGGAAAAACAGUGUAUGAAACAAUUUCCAUAAAGUAAUGUGUAUACCUGAAUGCAAGGAACAGACAAGAUGAAAACUUAAUGACAGUCAAUUCAUAUGUAUUUUCUUCAUUUAAUCUGUAAAGCUGUUGAGACUGAAGUGUAUAGAAACAAGUUUUUAAAGUCAAAAACCCCAAAAUAAUUACCCAAUUGUAUAUUUUCCAGAAUUUAGAAUAUUGUAAAUUAUGAAUAUUCUGGCUGGAAAUACCAUACUCUGAAAGGUAUUUUCAGUCAGUAUUGGCAUUAUUGUUUAUACUGAUAUAAUCUCUAGUGAACUUAGGCAGGAUGGCCAGUGUGACAGCAUAUACUUUGUUUAAUUUUAUACUCUAUAUUUGUUUAUUUUAGAUUGUCAGCAUUUUCAAGUUUUGUAUAUUUUGCCAAAUGUUUUUUAAAGUUACCAUAGAAUGUUUUUUAUUUGUUGAAUUGUUUUAUUAUUUGAUUGUCUGUUAACUUCCAUGUAGGGCAUUGUACUACUUCAUUUUUUUCAAAAUAAAAUGUUAAAUAUA
Molecule: messenger RNA, 4373 nt
Organism: Mytilus californianus (California mussel)
Lineage: Eukaryota; Metazoa; Mollusca; Bivalvia; Mytilida; Mytilidae
Product: T-cell activation inhibitor, mitochondrial-like
Exons: 9
Coding region: 85-1563 (492 amino acids)
Cellular component (GO): mitochondrion
Source: RefSeq, a predicted model, not a curated record